This is a messenger RNA of Saccoglossus kowalevskii, 2238 nucleotides long. RefSeq names its product calcium uniporter protein, mitochondrial-like. Gene Ontology annotation, molecular function: calcium channel activity; uniporter activity. Gene Ontology annotation, biological process: mitochondrial calcium ion homeostasis; calcium import into the mitochondrion. Lineage: Eukaryota; Metazoa; Hemichordata; Enteropneusta; Harrimaniidae. Gene Ontology annotation, cellular component: uniplex complex. The record is from RefSeq and is a predicted model, not a curated record.
UCGAAAAUGGCGUCGUCUGGUUGGUUUCGUUUGUUUGCUGUUAGCCGUAGAUUUGUCGUAAAUUGUCCACCCGGGGUCCUGCGCUCCAAACAAAUUACUGGAUGGCAGUGCUGUGAAGGUUGGCAGGCAGUAUCAGCUUAUUGUUCCCUACCAAAAGACAAUGCUAGCUGUACUUAUCAAAAUGGUUUACCAGUUUUAUUUGUACCAUUACCAUCCAGGCAAGAACUAUGCCAAUUCACAUUGAAACCAUUCUCCCAGUCAGUGGGUGAUUUAUUACACCAGUUAACGCAAGAAGAUGGUGGAAUUGAAAGAGCUGUCAUUUAUAACAAAGAUGAUGUUAAAGUUGCCAAAGCAACUGGUAUUGAUAUAUUGAUGAAAGACAGUUUUAAAUUAGUCCUAAAUGAUACCAGUUAUGAUGUAACACCUCCUACGCAAGAAGUUGUUGACAGUGAAGAUGCUGAAAAGCUAUCUGAUGUCAAAGUACUUAUACAAAAGCUUUACACCACACUGAAUGUGGAGCAACAUCAGUUAAUGCAUGAAAAAGACUUGUUAAAAAAAUUAGAACGUCUGAAAGCAGAACUUCAACCCUUAGAGCAGAUAAAACAAGAUAUUGACUCAAAAGCUGUGAAGCGUACAAACAUAUUGAUGUGGGGAGGUCUUGGUUAUAUGGCAUUACAAUUUGGUUUCCUAGCACGUUUAACCUGGUGGGAAUAUUCUUGGGAUAUCAUGGAACCUGUGACUUAUUUUGUAAGCUAUGGUACAGCUAUUGCAAUGUAUGCAUAUUAUGUACUAACAAAAGAGGAAUACAUUUACCCCAUUAUGAGAGAUAGACAGUACCUGUUCACUUUCCAUAAAUUUGCACAGAAAAGGCAAUUAGAUGUUGGCAAAUACAACGUCUUGAAAGAUGAAAUAGCCAAGGUGGAAUAUGACAUCGAAAGACUCCAGGAUCCACUCCAGUUGAACCUUCCUCUCCAGCAAAAGCAGUCAAAAAAGAUUUUUCUUCCUGAACUUCCAGAUAAUGAGAAAUCAUCAUAAAGUUUCUUUAGAACUAUUAUUAUUAUUAUUACAAAUUCCAAAUAAAUUGUACAUUGCUUGUCUUAGUAAAACAUUAUUCUUCUGGAAUAUAGUUUUGAAGGGGGUUAUGUUCUUUAAUUACCACUUUUUGCGAAAUGUGCAAACCUUGAUUUUUAAUAGCAUUGUGCUAAAACUAGAUUUCUUUAUUAUGGCCCUGUUAAAAAACUAAAGAAAAAAUAAGACAUAAAUUGGGACUAAUAAACAUGGCAAGUGGUUGUAGGACUUGAAAUGCAUGAAUAUGAAUAAUGUGAUUCUAUAUUGAGAGUAAAGUGACAUACAAUAGGCAAUUGUUUCAUAUGUUGCUGUAUACUAGCACCGUAACUACAGAUAAUAACACAGAGUUGCUGGUACAAGCCAUUAUCACCAUUUUUUCAGGCUUUUUGUUCUCCUGAGUGCUUGACUUUCCAACAACAAAAUAUGAAAAUUCAGAUCUCUGAUAAUUUUUGAAUUAAAGUGCCAUAAUUGCAUAGCAUGAUGUCAGGCACUUUAAUCCACCAAGUUACCAACAAAAUAGUACUUUUACAAAUUGAUUUUCAUAUGCUCAGUAUCAACAAUUUGCAUUACCCACACAUUGAGAACUUUGCACAUUUUACAUAAGGGCUUUUUUUCUUUGUGUUAACAUUUUGUCCCUUUUGAAAAUUUUAAAAUGUGUCGUCAUGGCUAUUCAUUUGUAUUUAUUCCUGGUAUAAUACACUGAGAAUAAAUGCAGAUAUUAAUAAAUUAAAAAAAGAAAAUUAGUAUUAAAGUGUUGAGUCUGGGAUAUUCACAGAACUGCUAAAUUACUUGUUACAUUUGUAUCUGAAUUAUAUAUCGUUACAUGAGGGCACAAUUUAGAUAUGCUCAUUUAAUGAAAGUGUAUAGAGCAGAAAAAUACAAAUACUGUCUAGUCACACUUGUUCAGAUUUGGAGCAUGAAUCAGUGGUUAAAAUUUUACGUACGAAGAUUUUUAGUUUAUAUAACUCUCUAUAGAAUGUUUUAAUUAUCAAAUUAGAAAAAAUACUUGUUAUGUCUACCUCAUGUAAAAACAGUAUACUGUCACCUCGUUAUAAUGAACUUUUGGGGGACAUACAAUUAAGGUAGAAGCCUACUCAUAAAUUAAAAUACCCAGAAUUUAUUCAUUUUGCAAUAAACUGAACUCCAAGGCAAUAUAAGGAUAUUGACCAA